AUGUCUGAAGCUCUGGUGACAGCAGCAGCGAAAAUCAAGGAGUUUAAGAAGCACUGCAUGUCGAAUGGUGCAAAGCAUGGGGCACGGGCCCAUCGAUGGUCUGAAGAGUGUCAGUUACUCAAAGAAGAGAUGCAGCAUGUUGUGCAGUAUCACAACUACCAAGCUGAAUGGUGGCUGGGCCUCAUAGGGAGAAAGCCUGCCAGCUCAGAUGAAUACCGUGGGGGCAUGGCUGCAUAA
This is a messenger RNA of Laetiporus sulphureus 93-53, 237 nucleotides long. RefSeq lists its product as uncharacterized. The transcript has 3 exons. The record is from RefSeq and is a predicted model, not a curated record. NCBI's taxonomy places the organism in Eukaryota, Fungi, Basidiomycota, Agaricomycetes, Polyporales, Laetiporaceae. Bases 1 to 237 code for a protein of 78 amino acids.